AAAUCUACACUUGUUUAAUUUGUUUGGAAUCUAGUAAUAUUUCACAGUAUUAACAGUGACUAAGAAAUCGUUAAUUUGUCCAUCUCUAGCGAUUGUUUAUUUUGGUAUUUUUGGAAGUAUUUUAUUGCAGUGGAUUUGUUUUUGGUUGUUGUUGGUAGUAAAUGAGCCUGAGACCAUAAGCAUGGAUCUGAGCGACAAUCAACUGGAGGAUCAAUCCUUAAUAUACAAGCAUGAACAGCUAUUCUGCGAGAGUUUUCCAUUGUUCAAGGAGAUACGAAGACUGGGCAAACUUUGUGAUGUCACACUGAAGGUUGAGGAUCAGACAUUCUCGGCGCAUCGCGUUGUUCUGGCUGCCACUGUACCAUACUUUUAUGCAAUGUUCACCAACAACAUGGCGGAGAGUCGCAUCAGAGAAAUCACUAUGAAGGAGAUUGAACCUAGCGCUCUGGAAAGUCUGAUUAAUUAUGUAUAUAGCGGGCAGGUUCGAAUCGAUAACCAAAACGUCCAGAGCCUUAUGGUCGGCGCUUCGUUUCUGCAACUUUCCAAUGUGCGCGACGCCUGCGCUGGUUUUCUCAUCUCCCGUUUUCAUCCGCAUAAUGUGCUGGGAAUACGCACCUUUGGCGACUCAAUGAUCUGUCGUCACUUAACCGAUGCCGCGGACAAGUACAUUGAUCAAAACUUUGCCAAGGUAUCACAAUCUGAGGAGUUCCUUUCACUGGACUGCGAACAGUUGCUGGAGCUAAUGCGACGCGAUGGACUUAACGUGCGCAACGAGGAGGUUGUGUUUGAAGCUUGCAUGCGUUGGGUUAAAUACGCCGAGGAGAAACGUUCGGAGCUAUUUCCACAAGUACUGGCCGCAGUGCGUCUGCCGCUCUUAUCACCGCAAUUUUUAGCGGACCGUGUUGCACGCGAGGAAUUGAUACGUUCAUCUCACCAAUGUCGCGAUCUUCUAGAUGAGGCAAAAGACUUUCAUUUGAUGCCUGAGCGCCGUGGCUUGCUUCAAAGUUUUCGCACUCGUCAACGUUGCGGCGAGUUCUUCACAGGCCAAAUUUAUGCCGUAGGUGGUCUAGCCAGCACUGGUGAGUCGGUUAGUACUGUGGAGAUUUACGAUCCGAUUACUAAAAAAUGGAAAAUGGGUGAACAAAUGUCCAUGAUGCGCUCAAGAGUUGGUGUGGCUGUUUUGGAUGGUAAAUUGUAUGCAUUUGGAGGAUUCAACGGCACCGAAAGACUGUCGACAGUGGAGGUCUAUGAUCCGCGCAAAAACAAAUGGUCUCAGGGCUGUGCAAUGUUGUGCAAACGCAGCGCCGUUGGGGUGGCUGCUUUGGAUGAUUGCAUUUAUGUUUGUGGUGGUUACGAUGGCGUUACAUCGCUUAACACUGUCGAGGUUUAUUAUCCUAAGACCAACACGUGGAAAACGGUGGCCCAAAUGAUGAAAUAUCGUUCAGCAGGCGGAGUUACACAGCUUAAUGGCUACGUCUAUGCGUUAGGGGGCCAUGAUGGCUUGUCAAUUUUUGACUCUGUGGAGCGCUAUGAUCAGAACGAGGAUAUAUGGAUCAAGAUGUCACCUAUGCUGAAUCGUCGCUGUCGAUUGGGCGUAGCCACACUCAAUGGAAAAAUCUAUGUGUGUGGCGGCUACUGUGGCAACUCGUUUCUGCGGUCCGUGGAGUGCUACGAUCCGUUAACAGACACGUGGAAGCUGGUGACGCCCAUGAACUGUAAAAGAUCGCGUGUCGCGUUGGCUGCCAAUAUGGGUAAGCUGUGGGCCAUAGGCGGCUAUGAUGGAGAAACGAAUCUGUCUACCGUUGAAGUCUACGAUCCGGAGACUGAAAAGUGGACCUUCAUGCCUCCAAUGUGCGCGCACAGCGGUGGUGUUGGUGCUGGCGUCAUACGCAUUGAUUAGCUUGCCUAGCCAAAAAAUUCUCACGUAGUUAUUUGAUUAGUUAAUUUAUACAAUUAUAUAUUGUAAUCUUAUGCAUAUUGCAAGUGUUAGUGUGCAACUAAGCUUUAGUGGUGCUACGACCACGGUUCUAUUUCUAAAAUUGUUUAUGCGUAAUUCAGGAUUGAUUAUUAUAUUACAUUCCAGUUGUAUAUUUUUGUUAGUUUGUAAUUUGACUCUAGCCUAAAAUACUCAUUAAACC
Messenger RNA from Drosophila novamexicana, 2138 nucleotides. RefSeq names its product kelch-like protein 18 (gene KLHL18). Bases 182 to 1900 code for a protein of 572 amino acids. The transcript is spliced from 4 exons. Gene Ontology annotation, molecular function: protein binding. The record is from RefSeq and is a predicted model, not a curated record. NCBI's taxonomy places the organism in Eukaryota, Metazoa, Arthropoda, Insecta, Diptera, Drosophilidae.